UUUUUUUUUUUCAUUUAUUUUACUGUUACUAUAUGAAGCGAUCACACGAAGAAAUUAAAGAAGAACAACGUAUCAAGUCUCAACAAAGUUACGAAAGUUCUCCUCAAAAUGUUGCUUCACCUCAUUGGAAAGCAUCUUCAGUUUCACCUGCUUAUCGUCCUCCUAAACGAAGUCGUCAUUUUAAAGGCUGUUCAAAGAUUACUGAUUAUGAAUUUCUUGAUAAGCUUGGUGAAGGCACUUUUGGUGAAGUACAUAAAGCAAGAGAUAAACAUACAAAUCAAUUAGUAGCACUCAAGAGAAUUUUGAUGCACAAUGAAAAAGAAGGAAUUCCUAUUACAGCUAUACGAGAAAUCAAGAUAUUAAAACAAUUAUCACAUAAAAAUAUCGUACCUUUAACAGAUAUUGCUGUUGAAAGAGGUGAUGCGAGUAGAAAAGAAAAGGGUAGUAUUUAUAUGGUGUUCCCUUACAUGGAUCAUGAUUUAGCAGGCUUAUUAGAUAAUCCUAAAGUUAGACUUACUCAACCACAAAUUAAAACUUAUUUAAAACAAUUAUUAGAAGGAACAGCUUAUCUCCAUCAUAAUAAGAUUCUUCAUAGAGAUAUGAAAGCUGCUAAUUUAUUAAUUAAUAAUGAAGGCGUAUUACAAAUUGCAGACUUUGGUUUAGCUCGUGGCAUUGAAGAUGAAAAUAAAGAAUAUACUAACUGUGUAGUGACAAGAUGGUAUAGACCACCUGAAUUAUUUCUUGGUGAAAGAAAAUACACAACGGCCAUUGAUAUGUGGGGAGUAGGUUGUGUAUUUGGAGAAUUACUUAAAUCAAGACCCAUCUUGCAAGGUCAAGAUGAUUUAGAUCAAUUAAAAAAAAUAUUUUAUUUGUGUGGAUCUCCUACACAAGACAAUAUGCCAAACUGGGAUAAACUACCUGAUGCAAACAAAGUGAAAUUUGAAACCACACCAAGGCAUGUAAGGGAUGAAUAUGGUCAUUAUGAUGCUCUUGCUGGUGAUUUGAUGGACAAAUUGCUCGUCUUAGAUCCUGCGAGACGUUUAACGGCAUUAGAAGCUUUAGAUCAUGAAUAUUUUUAUUCUGCACCUUUACCUGCUGAACCAUCAGAGCUACCUAAAUAUGAAGCAUCACAUGAAUUUGAUAGAAGAAAGGUGAAGCAAUCCCGACAUAAAUAAAUAUACACCAUAUACAUCUUCUAUAUAUGUAUAUGUAUAUGUAUAUAUCACCAUCAUCAUCGUUAUAACAUUUAUGUAAUAAUAAUAAUAGUAGUAGUAGUAAUAAACUGGUAUAUAUAUAUAUAUAUGUAUGUGUGUGUGUG
Cokeromyces recurvatus is the source of this 1318-nucleotide messenger RNA. RefSeq names its product kinase-like domain-containing protein. Gene Ontology annotation, cellular component: nucleus. Gene Ontology annotation, biological process: protein phosphorylation. The coding region runs from base 33 to 1175 and encodes 380 amino acids. The record is from RefSeq and is a predicted model, not a curated record. Lineage: Eukaryota; Fungi; Mucoromycota; Mucoromycetes; Mucorales; Mucoraceae. The transcript has 8 exons. Gene Ontology annotation, molecular function: cyclin-dependent protein serine/threonine kinase activity; ATP binding.